AACUAAACCCACCGCAUCAUAAGCUCUCGAUCAAGCAAACGGUUUGCAACCGCUGCCACCUUUCGCCAUUGCAUGAGAAACAAGUUGGUGUCGCACUGAUAUCAUCUCGCCGGAAAACUCACCGGAGUUCGUUAUCAUCUGCCGGAAAACGCACCAGAGAACGUCCAUACAGGUUUUGUAUUUACGAAGUUGAAGGUUGGAAGUGCAUUUGUUAACAAUGUCCAGUCUUCCAUUUCAAGUUGGGGACUUGAUCGAGUUAAAAUCCUUUGAAACUGGUUAUCGUGGUGCAUGGUUCAGGUGCAAGAUUAUAAAGAUUAGAGAGAAAGGCGGUGUUAUGUCCUAUCAAUUGGAGUAUCCUGAUUACCCUGAUCAAAAGAAAACUUACAUCAAGGUGUAUCAAAUUUCCCCUUAUAAUAGCAAGUCAAAGGGCUCCAAGAAGGAACUGAUGGUGCGGCCUUGCUAUCCUACCAUCUAUCGUAAAAGUGAAAAGCUUGAUGUCAAUACCAUCUCAGAAGUGAUAGUUAUUGUUGAUGACGCAUGGAAGGUUGGGGAUUUGGUAGAUUGGUUUUCUGAUGGUUGCUAUUGGUGUGGAACAGUCACUGAAGUAUUUGGAGAUGAUAAAGUUCAGGUUGAUUUGCUACCUCAUCCGUUGGGUGAAGGUGACACGUACAAAGCUUUAACCAAGGACCUGCGCCCUUCCUUGGACUGGAGCCCAGAGAAAGGUUGGACUGUGCGAAUGCCUACGGCUGGAUGCAGGUGUCCUGCUCGGAUAAUGAAUCCAGAAAAUUCAGGGAAUGUUGUGAACAUAAAUGCUGCUAAAGAUGUAGCGGUGGACGUUGGUCAGCCUUCAUAUACAUCCACGGAGAGGAGAGAGCAACGCAACUCUGUUGGAAACGGUGUGAAUAUUGAGAAGUUCGCCAGCAAUAAAAAUGGAGGAACAUGUGUUUCAAGCUCACAUAUUACGGAUUCAUCAAUUGAGAAUUUUGAAAGCACUGCGAUAAAUAGUGGAUAUCAUGAUGAGUAUCCUACAAAGAAGAUGAAAAUCAACACUGGCCUUCGUCUGAAUUCCAUGUUUUCAAAUACGACGGAAUCAGGUAUUCUGGACUUGGAGGAACUUCUAAAUAGGAUUAAAUGGUUAAGAAGUAUGAUGAAGUGUGAGAUACCUUUAUCAGGUAAUAAACACCCUUCUUGGAAAUUUUUGCAACAUCAUGCGCCAUGCAAAUAAUUGUUUUCCAACAAAUGUAAGAAGAACCCAGCAUACAAUCUGAUGUUUGUAGUUUUGUUGAUAGUGUGCAUUGUCCAUUUUUUGGUUUCAGGAAUGUGUAUUUUGGCUAGUUUCUCAUUUGGUUUAUGGCUUCCAUUUUUUGUAAAAUGAUUUUCCCUAAUGAUAUGUGGCUCAAAUUUGCCUCUAUUUUUGACAUUCUGUGCUCUUGUACGAAAUCCUUACUGUUAGUUGUUGCAUUGAAAUGUAAUAUAGCUUCACUAUA
Molecule: messenger RNA, 1487 nt
Organism: Trifolium pratense (red clover)
Lineage: Eukaryota; Viridiplantae; Streptophyta; Magnoliopsida; Fabales; Fabaceae
Exons: 7
Coding region: 218-1225 (335 amino acids)
Source: RefSeq, a predicted model, not a curated record